UGGCUGUGUUCAUAUACUGUAGCUAUGUAUAAACUGAACAACAAAAAGAUACACAUCUACACUAUAUUGCCCAAAGUAGUGGGACGCCUCUCCAAAUCAUUGGAUUCAGGUGUUCCAAUCACCUCCAUGGCCACAGGUGUAUAAAAUCAAGCACCUAGGCAUGCAGACUGCUUCUACAAAGCAUUUGUGAAAGAAUGGGUUGCUCUCAGGAGCUCAAUGAUUUAAAGGGUGGUACCAUGAUAGGUUGCCACCUGUGCAAUACAUCCAUCUGUGAAAUUUCCUUGCUACUAAAUAUUUCAUGGUCAACUGUUAAUGGUAUUAUAACAAAGUGGAAGCAACUGGCAACAACAGCAACUCAGUCACGA
This is a messenger RNA of Staurois parvus, 365 nucleotides long. The record is from the annotation of a GenBank genome assembly. NCBI's taxonomy places the organism in Eukaryota, Metazoa, Chordata, Amphibia, Anura, Ranidae.